Megalobrama amblycephala (Wuchang bream) is the source of this 1245-nucleotide messenger RNA. RefSeq names its product coiled-coil domain containing 86 (gene ccdc86). The record is from RefSeq and is a predicted model, not a curated record. The transcript is spliced from 4 exons. The coding region runs from base 118 to 972 and encodes 284 amino acids. NCBI's taxonomy places the organism in Eukaryota, Metazoa, Chordata, Actinopteri, Cypriniformes, Xenocyprididae. Gene Ontology annotation, cellular component: nucleolus.
UUCUUUUCUUCGUCUCUCGGCAAAACACAGGAGGAAUACACGUGUGUUUCCGCACAUGUGUGGAUUUUAUUACCGUUUAAACAUAUUUACAUUGUAUUCAUCGACACAACGCUAAAGAUGUCUUCGUCCAGAAACAAGAAAACAGACGGUGUUGUGAAGGCUGAAGAUUCCGAUAACGAAGCGGAUUCUCCCGUUGUGAGCCGCACACGGAGCGGUCGCAGAUUACGGACGCCCGCGGCCAAAACUCCCGUCCGCCGGACCAGAAAGUCUGUUGUCCGAGAAGAUCCGGCAGAAAGCAUCGAGUCUCGGCAGGAGUCUCCACCAGAUGAAUGUACAGCAGAUACUAAAGGUGAUCAGUGCAGCCCAGUGACAGAAACAGUAACAGUUUGUCCAGAUGAAACUGCAGCAGCAGCAGAUGUCAGUCAAGAGUCAGCGCCGGACACUGUAGACCAGACCAGCGAGAAGGAAAACGUGGUAAAUAACACAGACACAGGGUCCACUGGUCCUACAGACCCCGAGAAAAGAGCCAAAAAAAGGACUCACUCAGAAUCCAGUGAGAAUAAAACUAAGACUGUGCCUUUUGGGAAACCCAAGUCUGGAAGAGUAUGGAAAGAACGAAAGAAGCAAAGGUUCUCUGCUCUGUUGAGAGACAAACCUCUGCGUACUUCAUGGGAAAAGAAGAUGGAGGCCAAGAGAGAGAAGCAGCUGAUGAAGCAGUACCACCAGCAGCUGAAAGAUGAGCAGGCCAAAGAGAAAGAGGACAAGAAGAAGAGGAGAGCAGAAAAUCUGAGAAGACGAGCAGAAAAUGAGAGAAAAGCGGAGAUUGUUCAAGUGAUUAAGAAUACAGCAAAGAUCAAGAGGAUGAAGAAGAAACAGCUGAGGAAGAUUGAGAAAAGAGAUACACUGUCAAUGGUGCAGAAAACACCGCCUAGUGUCAAGAAAGGCGCAGGGAAAACUAACAGCAGCUUGUAGAGGGUUUAUGAGGGAUAUAUGAGAAUCUCAGUAUACCUAAACAUGCUGUUGAUACAAACGUUUAGUGCCAGUCUGUACCACCUCGUGGAUGAACUGGCAUGAGGACCUUAAUACUAUAAAACUAUGGAAAUGUAAUGAUUUUAUAUCUGUGACUCAGAGAGGGCUUUGUAUAUCACUGAGAGGUCUGUGUUGUGUACCUGCUUCAGAUCUCUGGGUUUGAUGUAAUAUUUGUACAGCAAAAUGAAAUGCAAAUAAAUGUUUUGAUUUCAUGGA